Pipistrellus kuhlii (Kuhl's pipistrelle) is the source of this 912-nucleotide messenger RNA. Its product is annotated as olfactory receptor 4K1-like. Gene Ontology annotation, molecular function: olfactory receptor activity; G protein-coupled receptor activity. The record is from RefSeq and is a predicted model, not a curated record. Gene Ontology annotation, cellular component: membrane. The transcript has a single exon. Lineage: Eukaryota; Metazoa; Chordata; Mammalia; Chiroptera; Vespertilionidae. Gene Ontology annotation, biological process: G protein-coupled receptor signaling pathway.
AUGGAAGAAGUUAACCAGUCUGUGGUGUCCGAGUUUAUUAUCCUUGGGCUAUGUAACUCAUGGGAGCUCCAGGCCUUCCUCCUAGUGAUAUUUUCUUCACUUUAUUUGAUCACCAUUUUAGGCAACAUCUUCAUUGUGCUCCUAAUUAUCACCAACCUUCAUCUCCACUCCCCCAUGUAGUUCCUGUUAGCCAAUCUUUCAUUCAUUGAUUUCUGCCUUUCCUCAGUCACCACCCCUAAAAUGACCACAGACUUUCUCAAGAAAAACAAGACCAUCUCCUUUGUAGGCUGCAUGUGUCAGAUUUUCUUUGUACAUUUCUUUGGAGGAGGUGAGAUGGUGCUGCUUGUGUCAAUGGCCUACGACCGUUAUGUGGCCAUCUGUAAGCCACUUCAUUACUCCAGCAUCAUGAACAGGCGCAUGUGCAUCCUGUUAGUGAUGACGUCAUGGACCGUUGGCUUUGUGCAUUCAGUAAGCCAACUAGCUAUGAUUAUAAAGCUCCCCUUCUGCGGACCCAGGGAAUUGGAUAGCUUUUUUUGUGAUAUUCCAUUGGUAAUAAAGCUAGCCUGCAUGGAUACCUAUGUUCUAGAAAUGUUGAUAAAUGCUGACAGUGGGGUGCUGGCAACCAUCUGCUUCAUACAGUUGCUGAUAUCUUACUCUUAUAUUCUGUUUACUGCCUGCCUUCACUCUAAGGAUGGAGCAUCCAAGGCUCUCUCCAUCUGUACUGCCCAUAUCACAGUGGUGGUGCUGUUCUUUGGGCCUUGCAUCUUCAUCUAUCUGUGGCCUCUCAGCAUCACCAGGAUGGACAAGUUUCUUGCUGUAUUUUAUACGGUCAUUACACCUCUCCUAAAUCCAGCUAUUUACACUCUAAGAAACAAAGAAAUUAAAAAUGCCAUAAAGAGACUACGAUGUUAG